Molecule: messenger RNA, 2879 nt
Organism: Bactrocera tryoni
Lineage: Eukaryota; Metazoa; Arthropoda; Insecta; Diptera; Tephritidae
Product: V-type proton ATPase 116 kDa subunit a1-like
Exons: 5
Coding region: 1-2505 (834 amino acids)
Biological process (GO): vacuolar acidification; proton transmembrane transport
Cellular component (GO): plasma membrane; vacuolar proton-transporting V-type ATPase complex; vacuolar proton-transporting V-type ATPase, V0 domain
Molecular function (GO): proton-transporting ATPase activity, rotational mechanism; ATPase binding
Source: RefSeq, a predicted model, not a curated record
AUGGGGGACAUGUUUCGCAGUGAGGAAAUGGCAUUAUGCCAAAUGUUCAUACAACCGGAGGCUGCCUACACCUCUGUCUCGGAAUUGGGCGAGACUGGUUGUGUACAAUUUCGUGAUUUGAACAGCAACGUCAACGCUUUCCAGCGAAAAUUCGUCACCGAGGUGCGCCGUUGCGAUGAGCUCGAACGCAAAAUACGCUACAUUGAGGCGGAAAUCAAGAAAGAUGGCAUUGUGUUGCAAGACAUUCUAGACGACAUCCCCCGCGCCCCCAAUCCACGUGAGAUCAUCGAUCUGGAGGCACAUUUGGAGAAAACCGAAAAUGAAAUUCUCGAGUUGGCCCAAAAUGAGGUGAACCUCAAGUCGAAUUACUUGGAAUUGACCGAAUUGCGUAAGGUGCUCGAGAAUACGCAAGGUUUCUUCUCCGAUCAGGAAGUGCUCAAUUUGGACUCUAGCAAUCGUGGUCCAAAUGCCGAUGUGGAUGUCGGCCCACAGAAUCGUGGUCGUCUGGGUUUCGUUGCGGGCGUGAUCAAUCGCGAGCGUGUAUUUGCGUUCGAGCGCAUGCUUUGGCGUAUUUCACGUGGCAACGUGUUUCUGAAACGUUCCGACUUGGAUGAUCCACUUAAGGAUCCCUCAACCGGUCAUCCCAUCUACAAGACCGUCUUCGUUGCUUUCUUCCAAGGUGAACAGCUGAAGAAUCGCAUUAAGAAGGUCUGCACCGGUUUCCAUGCGUCCAUGUAUCCAUGCCCAAGCUCUCAUACGGAGCGCGAAGAAAUGGUUAAGGGUGUACGUACACGCUUGGAAGAUUUGAAAUUGGUUUUGAGCCAAACUGAAGAUCAUCGCAGUCGUGUGUUGGCUACUGUUUCGAAGAAUUUACCAUCCUGGUCGAUUAUGGUGAAAAAGAUGAAGGCAAUCUACCACACAUUGAACUUAUUCAACAUGGACGUCACAAAGAAGUGCCUAAUCGGCGAGUGCUGGGUACCAACCAAGGAUCUACCUGUUGUACAGAAGGCCCUAUCGGAUGGCUCAGCUGCUGUUGGCAGCACUAUACCAUCAUUCUUGAAUGUGAUUGACACAAACGAACAACCACCAACAUUCAAUCGCACAAACAAGUUUACACGCGGUUUCCAGAAUUUGAUUGACGCCUAUGGUGUAGCCUCCUAUCGCGAGGCUAACCCCGCUUUAUAUACAUGCAUCACUUUCCCAUUCCUGUUCGCUGUGAUGUUCGGCGAUUUGGGUCACGGUAUCAUUUUGGCAUUGUUUGGCGGCUGGAUGGUGAUGUACGAGAAGAGCUUGCAAAGGAAAAAGGCUGGUGAAAUUUGGAAUAUUUUCUUCGGUGGCCGUUACAUUAUACUUUUGAUGGGUCUCUUCUCUUGCUACACCGGUUUCAUCUACAAUGAUAUAUUCUCAAAAUCAAUGAACGUCUUCGGCUCAACUUGGCAGAUACGUUACAAUACCUCCACUGUACUGGAGAACCACGUUUUGCAGUUGUCACCCAAUCAUAGCACAAACGGUGUAUAUCCUUUGGGCUUGGAUCCCAUUUGGCAAUUAGCCGGAAAUAAGAUCAUCUUUCUCAAUACCUACAAGAUGAAGUUAUCCAUUAUUGUGGGUGUAGCACAUAUGAUCUUUGGUGUCUGCAUGUCUGUUGUGAACUUUAUGCACUUCAAACGUUAUGCCAGCAUAUUCUUGGAAUUCUUGCCACAAAUUCUGUUCUUGAUUUUACUCUUCGGUUACAUGGUGUUCAUGAUGUUCUUCAAAUGGAUUAAGUACAAUCCGAAAACCGCAUUCCAACCGGACACUCCCGGUUGUGCGCCAUCGGUUCUAAUUAUGUUCAUCAACAUGAUGUUGUUCAAGAGUUCACCGCCAUUGGAGGGCUGCGAUGAGUACAUGUUCCCAGCGCAACCUGUCGUCCAGCAAUUGUUCGUAUAUAUCGGUUUGCUAUGCAUACCCUGGAUGUUGUUGGGCAAGCCAUUGUACAUUAAAUUCACACGUAAAAACAAAGUGCAUGUUAAACAUAAUGGCGAUUUAACCGGCAAUAUGGAACUUGCCGAAGGCGAAACACCAAUACCAACCAGCCUAGAUGAAGCCGAUCACAGCGGCGGCGGACACGGUGGUCACGACGACGAACCCAUGAGUGAAAUCUAUAUUCACCAAGCCAUUCACACCAUUGAAUAUGUGCUCAGUACAAUUUCGCAUACGGCCUCCUAUUUACGUUUGUGGGCUUUGUCUUUGGCUCAUGCACAAUUGUCUGAGGUCUUGUGGAACAUGGUGUUGGCGAUGGGUUUGAAGAGCGCGGACUAUACUGGUGCAAUUGCUUUGUAUUUCAUUUUCGGCGCCUGGUGUCUCUUUACGCUGGCCAUCUUGGUAAUGAUGGAAGGUCUCUCAGCCUUCUUGCACACCCUGCGUUUGCAUUGGGUCGAAUUCAUGAGCAAAUUCUACGAAGGUUUGGGCUAUGCCUUCCAACCGUUCAGCUUCAAAGCAAUAUUAGAUGGCGAAGAAGAGGAAUAAACGUUGUGUCCUUCAUAUAUAAUUGUUAUAUAUUCGCUUGUUCUUAUGCGAUAUCAGUAUUGUGGUACUCUUCCCACAUUUUAAAGUGCCUUCCAAUUAUAAUUUUCCUUAUGUGAAUUCCACGUCCGUCUGUGUCAUAAGUGUCUAUUACAACUGUUUAUAUUAGUAAUUUGUUUUUGUUAAAAUGUUUUUGUACGUCGUACGUCAAAUUAAGUUUGCAAUAUGAAUUGUUUGAGUAAGUCAGCAUAUAGUGAAUAACUGUUAAAAUACUAUGUGCGAAUUAUGCGAGUUGCAGCACUAAAAUAUUAUACAAGCAAUUUAUAUAAAGUAUGAUGAUUUUGUUUAAUAAAGUUUAUAGAAGAGAGCAGAGCAAA